Molecule: messenger RNA, 354 nt
Organism: Diprion similis
Lineage: Eukaryota; Metazoa; Arthropoda; Insecta; Hymenoptera; Diprionidae
Product: secreted RxLR effector protein 161-like
Exons: 2
Coding region: 1-354 (117 amino acids)
Source: RefSeq, a predicted model, not a curated record
AUGGCGUUUCACCCAAUUACCUCGCUUCUGACGGCUAGAAAUAUAUAUAUGACAUGCCAGCACGACACCACGCUCUUCUUCACGCAAAGACAACUAAAGAUUCAUUGGAACGCGGUAAAGCGAAUUUUAAAAUACGUGAAGGGGACAGUAGAUUACGGUAUCCAGUUCGAGUCGAACAUGAAAAUUCUGAAUCUGGCAGCUGAUAGUGAGGCGGAUUUUGCGGGUGACAAGGAAACAAGAAAGUCGAAUAGUGGUUUCCUGAUAGAAAUCGGUAAAGCAUCUGUAGUUUGGGGGACGCAGAAACAGAAAUCAACAGCUCUGUCGACGACAGAAUCCGAAUACAGUCAAACCUGA